AUGGGAAGGAGGCCAGCUCGCUGCUACCGGUACUGCAAGAACAAGCCGUUCCCCAAAUCGAGGUACAACCGUGGUGUCCCCGACCCAAAGAUCCGCAUCUUUGACCUCGGCCGCAAGAAGGCAAGCGUUGACGACUUCCCCUUCUGCUGCCACCUUGUCUGUGACGAGCACCAGCAGAUCACCUCGGAGGCACUCGAAGCUGCUCGCAUUUGCGCCAACAAGUACAUCACCAAGACUUCGGGCAAGGAUUCGUUCCACCUCCGUGUCCGUGUCCACCCUUUCCACGUCAUCCGUAUCAACAAGAUGCUUUCGUGCGCUGGUGCCGACAGGCUCCAGACGGGCAUGCGUGGUGCCUACGGCAAGCCGUACGACACCGUGGCCCGAGUCGACAUCGGCCAAGUCCUCCUCUCUGUCCGCACUAGGGAGAACAACCGUGCGGUCGUCAUGGAGGCUCUUCGCCGCUCCCGUUACAAGUUCGCUGGCCGUCAAAAGAUCAUCGUCUCCAAGCGCUGGGGCUUCACCAAUAUGAUGAAGGACGAGUACAAGCAGGCGAAGGAUGAAAACAAGAUCCUCAAGGACGGCUGCUACCUUCAGUACAUCAACAACCACGGUCAUCUCGAGGAGAACCUUCGGCUCCAAGCCCGCAUUGCUGCCCAGAAGUAA
This is a messenger RNA of Acaromyces ingoldii, 663 nucleotides long. Its product is annotated as putative RPL10-60S large subunit ribosomal protein L10. Gene Ontology annotation, cellular component: cytosolic large ribosomal subunit; ribosome. NCBI's taxonomy places the organism in Eukaryota, Fungi, Basidiomycota, Exobasidiomycetes, Exobasidiales, Cryptobasidiaceae. The transcript has 3 exons. Gene Ontology annotation, molecular function: structural constituent of ribosome. Bases 1 to 663 code for a protein of 220 amino acids. Gene Ontology annotation, biological process: ribosomal large subunit assembly; translation. The record is from RefSeq and is a predicted model, not a curated record.